CGGCGGGCAGAGCGGCGGCGGCGGCGGCGGGCGCAUGGAGGGCGCGGGCGGCGAGCGGGCGCCGCUGCUGGGCGCGCGGCGGGAGGCGUUCGCGGGGCGGCGCGCGGCGUGCGGCGCCGUGCUGCUGACGGAGCUGCUGGAGCGCGCCGCCUUCUACGGCGUCACGGCCAACCUGGUGCUGUUCGUGAACGGGCCGCGCUUCGGCUGGGAGGGCGCGCAGGCCAGCCAGGCGCUGCUGCUCUUCAUGGGCCUCACCUACCUGGUGUCGCCGUUCGGGGGCUGGCUGGCCGACGCUUGGCUCGGCCGCGCGCGCGCCAUCCUGCUCAGCCUGGCGCUCUACCUGCUCGGCAUGCUGGCCUUCCCGCUGCUGGCCGCGCCCACCACGCGCGCCGCGCUCUGCGGGGCCCCGCGCCCCACGCGCGUCCGCAACUGCUCGGCGCCGGCCUGCGCGGACGAGCCCUCCCGCUACUGCGCGCCCGCCGUGCUGACCGCGCUCGCGAUCGUCGGCCUGGGCGUGGGCGCCGUCAAGGCCAACAUCACGCCCUUCGGCGCCGACCAGGUUAAAGAUCGAGGUCCGGAAGCCACAAGAAGGUUUUUUAAUUGGUUUUAUUGGAGCAUUAAUCUGGGAGCAAUUGUCUCGCUGGGAGGCAUUGCCUACAUCCAGCAGAACGUGGGCUUUGUGACCGGCUACCUCAUCCCGACCAUCUGCAUCGGCGUCUCUUUUGUGGUCUUCCUCUGUGCCCAGAGCUUCUUCAUCACCAAGCCUCCCGAUGGCAGCGCCUUCACCGAUAUGUUCAAGAUACUGGCCUAUUCCUGCCGGCCCCGGAAGCGAGGUGGAGAAUGCAGCCGUAGUGGUGAAGGCAUUGGAGUCUUUCAGCAAUCUUCUAAACAAAGUCUGUUUGAUUCAUGUAAGAUGUCUCGUGGAGGGCCAUUUACAGAAGAUAAAGUGGAAGAUGUGAAGGCUCUUGUCAAGAUUAUCCCUGUUUUCUUGGCUUUGAUUCCUUACUGGACAGUAUAUUUUCAAAUGCAGACAACGUAUGUUUUACAGAGUCUUCACUUGAAGAUUCCGAAAAUUUCCAAUGUUACAACCACUCCUCAUACGUUUCCGGCAGCCUGGCUGACCAUGUUCGAUGCAGUGCUCAUCCUCCUGUUAAUUCCCUUAAAGGAUAAACUGGUCGAUCCCAUUUUGAGAAGAAAUGGCUUACUCCCGUCAUCCUUAAAAAGGAUCGCUGUUGGCAUGUUCUUUGUAAUGUGUUCUGCCUUCGCUGCAGGAAUUUUGGAAAGCAAGAGGCUGGACCUUGUUAAGGAGAAAACCAUUAAUCAGACCAUUGGAAAUGUCGUUUAUUUUGCUGCCGACUUGCCAAUAUGGUGGCAGGUCCCACAGUACGUGCUGAUUGGUGUCAGUGAGAUAUUUGCAAGCAUAGCAGGUCUGGAAUUCGCGUAUUCCGCCGCGCCCAAGUCCAUGCAGAGCGCCAUAAUGGGCUUGUUCUUUUUCUUCUCUGGCGUCGGCUCCUUCGUGGGCUCAGGACUGUUGGCUCUGGUGUCCAUCAAAGCCAUCGGAUGGAUGAGCAACCACACGGACUUCGGUAACAUUAACGGCUGCUAUUUGAACUACUACUUUUUUCUUCUGGCUGCUAUUCAAGGAGCCACCCUCCUGCUUUUCCUUAUUGUGUCUGUGAGAUACGACCGCCAGCGAUCACGAGCGAAUGGAACACCCGCCAGCAGAAGGACCUGACGCGUCUGAGGUCCGGUCGGGUCUCAGACUUUAACCGUUGGCAAGUUACUGGCUGGCGGUGCUCUGAGAAGAGGCAGGACUUCAGGUCACUGUAAACGUCAGACUUUCUUAAAACUUGCAUGGUAGCUGGUUUGGUUUCUUCUUUCCUUCGGCCCCGAUGGACGAAGUGCCUCACGUGGCUCGUCUCCGGUCCCACUGGGCCCUCUGGGAGCAGCAGUGCAGGCGUCUUGAAGAUCUGCUAAUCCUGCCGCUGGUUUCCUCCAACAGACUCACCAGUGGAGCUCACAGAGUCUUGGAGACGACACGUCAGUUGGUUGGCAUCUCAGUAUUUUAAACAAAUGUAUUCAUCUCCUUCCCAGAAACCUUAUGAUCUCACUUUUUUUUUUCUUUUUGAUUAAUAAACAGCUACUUAUGUUGAAGAAAGGGAGGAUGUUUUAAGAGGUGAAAUUGUGGUCAGAUGCUGUCAAGAUGUUAUCUAGAGGUCAAGUGUAUGGUUUCUUUCUUAAGCUGCGAAUCUUGCCAUUGCCAGCUUCUUUGGUACAGGCCGGUAGUGAAUAUAUUUUUUCUGCUGCUUCAGACGAUACUUAUUUUUUUAAACUAUUGACAUUGCUUUUUAUCCUCAAGUCAGAACACGCAACAGGAAAUCUUUAAGAGCACGUGUCCUGUCUCAAGCUGCAGACAGCCUGGAGGGUAUUUGGAACCUUGCCUGGUCAGUUCUUGUGUAUCUGGGCACCACCAAGACUGAAAACUGAUUAUUGGGGGUGUAAGGAAAACGAUCUUUCAACAGAAUGAGUGUAAUAAAGAUAAUUGCAAGUGUUAAACGUGAACUUGAACUGUUUGCCAGCCACUCACUUUUGUAUUGUUUUACAUGUACGUGGGGGUUCUAGUUUUGUUAAAUAAACUAUUCUUUAUUUGUUGCUGUA
Diceros bicornis minor is the source of this 2658-nucleotide messenger RNA. It is a transcript of the gene SLC15A4, whose product is annotated as solute carrier family 15 member 4. Bases 35 to 1735 code for a protein of 566 amino acids. The record is from RefSeq and is a predicted model, not a curated record. Gene Ontology annotation, molecular function: L-histidine transmembrane transporter activity. The transcript is spliced from 8 exons. Lineage: Eukaryota; Metazoa; Chordata; Mammalia; Perissodactyla; Rhinocerotidae. Gene Ontology annotation, biological process: histidine transport; oligopeptide transport; transmembrane transport. Gene Ontology annotation, cellular component: membrane.